AUGAAGUGUUUCCAAUUCUACAUUGGAAAGAAGAAGGGGGAACCGAAGACGACAACUUUGAAUUCUGUUCAGUCCUUUUAUACUGAUCAGGAAGUGAGGCCAUCAGGAUCUGAAUUCAAUUCUCAGAAUGUUUCAGAUACAAGCACAGAGUCCAGAGGAAGGAGCCAAUUUCCAAAUUUGUCCGAAAGGCCCAGCAAUCUCAAAGUUUUUACAUUUUCGGAGCUCAAACAAGCUACAAAAAAUUUCAGCCGCUCUACCAAGCUCGGGGAAGGUGGAUUUGGAUGUGUGUUUAAAGGUGUGAUAAGGGAUUCUCAAGAUCCAACUAAAAAACUUGACAUUGCUGUUAAACAACUUGGUCCAAGAGGAAUGCAGGGUCAUAAAGAGUGGGUGACAGAAGUUAAUGUUCUUGGUGUUGUUGAACAUCCAAAUCUCGUGAAGCUCAUUGGCUAUUGUGCUGAAGAUGAUGAAAGAGGAAUCCAGCGGCUUCUAAUAUAUGAAUAUAUGCCUAACAGAAGUGUAGAAGAUCAUUUAUCAACUAAGUCAGAUACACCUCUCUCUUGGGAUAUGAGGCUGAAGAUAGCCCAAGAUGCAGCUCGUGGCUUAGCGUACCUGCAUGAGGAAAUGGAUUUUCAGAUCAUCUUCCGAGAUUUCAAAUCUUCAAACAUUCUCCUAGAUGAGCAAUGGAAUGCUAAGUUAUCAGACUUCGGAUUGGCUCGAUUGGGCCCUGCUGAAGGACUGAGUCACGUAUCAACUGCGGUUGUUGGAACAAUGGGAUAUGCUGCUCCUGAGUACGUUCAAACUGGUCGUCUCACAUCCAAGAGUGAUGUGUGGAGCUAUGGCGUCUUUCUUUUCGAACUAAUUACAGGUCGGCGCCCCUUGGAUCGAAAUCGCCCCAGAAAGGAGCAAAAACUCUUAGAAUGGAUAAGACCAUACUUAUCAGAUACUAAGAAGUUUCAGCAAAUAUUAGACCCAAGGCUUGAAGGGAAGCAUUUCCACAAAUCAGCCCAGAAGCUGUCGAAUGUGGCCAACCGCUGCUUGGCCAGACAUCGAAAAUCACGCCCAAAUAUGAGUGAAGUUUUGGAAAUGGUGAAUCAAAUAGUGGAGGCAUCGACCGGGGUAGGCAAUCCACAGCCACCUUUGAAACGUAGAGAGCGAAGGCCAACUCCUGGGGAAACUAAAGCUCAAGGUAGAAGGAGACUUAUGAAUAAGAAAAUUGGUGAUGGACGUUGA
This is a messenger RNA of Fraxinus pennsylvanica, 1230 nucleotides long. The record is from the annotation of a GenBank genome assembly. Lineage: Eukaryota; Viridiplantae; Streptophyta; Magnoliopsida; Lamiales; Oleaceae.